Molecule: messenger RNA, 3117 nt
Organism: Closterium sp. Yama58-4
Lineage: Eukaryota; Viridiplantae; Streptophyta; Zygnematophyceae; Desmidiales; Closteriaceae
Source: the annotation of a GenBank genome assembly
AUGGGUAGAAUUACCAAGUGGCGGAAUGCCGCAGAUGCCGCUCCGACGAAUCCGGCGGACGGCGGACUCUCGGGAUCCUUCCGCACGCGCGAGUUUCGGCGGCAGGCGUCUUUUGUAGAGCCGUCGCGCGCCGCCGCGAAGUUGCAGCCGUUCGGCGCGCCUAGUAACGGAUCACCGGAGCAUGCCUUUGUCGCGUACAUGGCUGGGCAGCGGUCUAGCCUGGAAGACCUCGAAGGCGCCGCGUCGUUUUUCUGCGGCGCCGCGCACCACUCGCGCUCCGGCGAAGAUACUGCAGUAACGAGUAACGAUCUUGAUAAAAUCGCUUCCGGUGGGAUCGCGAGCAGAAAUGCCAUUCAGACGGCGUCUGACAAGGCGGGAGUGUUUGGGAGUUCCGCGGAAGCAGCGGUGGCCGUAGAUCCGCCAGAGGAAGUAAGCCGCGCGCUGGCGGUGCUGUCGCAGUGGCGCGCCAAGGCGCGGAGCGGACGCGGCGAGGACGGGAGACAGCAAGGCGGAGGCAAUGCCAAAUCUCCUUCGUCCGCCGGUCCAUCGGAUAAUGUUGCUUCCGCCGCUCCUGCAGGGCCCGCGGCUUCCGCUGCGUUCUCGUCAGUGUUCCCUCUCUCAUCCGCCGCUUCCCCUCCCGCCAGCCCUUCCGCCCCCGCGCACUCCGCCACCUUCCCCGUUUCCCUCGCGGGGUCCCCCGGUUCCCCCCCGUCCGACUCUUCCCCCACCCGCACUUCCUCCACCUCGUCUUCCGCCGUCCCCAUCGCCGCGCCUAUCUCGGAUGCCAGGGCGGCAGCCGCCACCGCGCUCGCCAUCAUGCCGCUCAUGUCUAGGCACGCGCACGCGCGGGGGCUGGUCGGCGCACAAGCCCCGCGCAAAACGCGCGCGGACGGCGCAGAUGGCCGGAUGUUGUCCGCUGGGGAGUCAGGCGCGCUGCCGUGCGCGCGGAGGGGAAGCGGGGAGGGGGAAAAGGCAGCCGAUCUGGCCAACCAUAGCGGCGGGAUCCAGGCGCUUAGCAGGGGCUGGGGGAGCGCGGGGGAAUGCGAUGAGGGGCAGGCGGGACGAAUCGGGAGACUUGGAGGGGUCGCGGUCGCGGUCGCGGGCGCAGGCGCGGGGAUGGUUCCCCCCCGCAGCCACGUGCAGGCGCUGCUGGAGGAUGCGCGGAGCCGGCGCGAGGCGUAUCUGCGCACCCGAAGCCGCAGCGCGUCGCUUUCCGUAUCCCCCUUAACGUUCGCCCCGCAUACAGUCACUUCCGCGCCCUGCCCUCCCCCCGCGACUGCCGCGCCCGUUCCAGUCACAUCCCGCGUGAACACGUUUUCCCGCCUAGACAUCCCCUUGUCUCCCCACGGCCUUUCGUCCACCUCCCCUUCCCCCUCGCCUUCCCCCUCCGCGUCCCUUCCCCCGCCGCUCGCGCUGUACGCUGGCGCAAACUCCCCCCCGCUCUCCCUUGCGCACAUUCAGCUGCUGUCGCAGAAGCGCGGAAGCUCUUCUGAAACGUCUGGGGGCGAAGAAGGCGGAGAGGCAGGGGAGGGGGGGGGAGCGGGAGCAGCGGGGGAAAGGGAUGUUGGACCCGCGCAAUCCCAGCACCAUAUCUCCGCCGCGGCUUGCAUCGCGGCCGCCUCUACGGGCGCAACCGGCGGAACGCUGGGCGGAGCGGAGGCGGUGCAGGCGUGGCGGAAUGGGGAAGGGCAGGCGCAGAGGCGCAGCGGCAUUCCGCCCCUGUCCCCGCGGUCUUCCGCGCCGCCAGGUACACUGGCUGGCGAUGCUGCUGCUGGCAGCAGCGCUAGCGGAGUUGGCAGCUCUCGCUUCCCGUCGAGCCGGUCAGUUGAUGCAGGCAAAUCAGGCGCUGCUGCUGGUGGUGGUGGAGCAGUGGGCUCGCGCGCGCGCAGGCUGAUGAAGGGCAGCAGCGCGCAGGAGCGCGGGCUGGCGCGCAUAGGCGAGCGGGAGGAGUCGUUGCUGUGGGGCGGUGCUGUGCCUUGUUCCGUGAGCGCUGCAGCGGUGGAGGCGGUGGGGCGGAAGGUGGCCAUGCUGGAGAUGGUGCGGGGGGCGCCGCAUGUGGUGGCCUUGCUGUGUGCGUUUGAAGACACACAGGCCAUCCACAUGGUAUUGGAGCACUGUCCCGGAGGCAGCAUCGCCGACCGCCUGGCCUCCUGCCGGGCCUUCUCCGAGCCUGACGCCGCGGCUGUGGUUCGGCAGGUGGCGGCAGGUCUGGCGGCGUGCCAUGAGAUGGGGGUGGUGCACCGGGGGGUGAGAGCGGAGGCUGUGCUGCUGCUGGGGCAGGAGGGCAGUCCUGUGGACGUGCGGCUAUCGGGCUUCCAACACGCCACCUUCUUUGAACCCGGUCACCUGCACACGGAGGCAGUGGGAGCACCGGCAUACAGGGCACCGGAGAUGAUCCAGGGGGGGUACGGCCCGCCAGCAGACGUGUGGAGCCUCGGAGUGCUGCUGCACCUGCUGCUCUCCGCCCGCCUGCCCUUCUCCGCUGCCUCCCCCGCCGCCCUCGCCUCCUCCAUCCUCAACGACCCUGCCGCCCUUCUUGCUGCACCAGCUACCAGUGGCGCGCAGCCCGAUGGGGAGUCGCUGCCCCCGCCCGGAGCUGUGCCGCCCGGUGCACUGCCAGCCGGCGUGGAGCCGCCCGGUGCAGGGCGGUCUGGAGAGGGUGUGGUAUCGGCGCCGUCGUCUGCUGCGUCCUCGCCAGGCUCAGCGGCCUCCCAAUGCUCGCCCUGUUUCAGUUGGUCCCCGUCUCCUGUCGCCACGUCAGCCGCUGCAGCAGCAGCAGAGGUAGUCGUGGGAGGGGGGCUGUGCACUGAUGGGUAUCAGGCACCAAUGGCAGGGGGAGUGACUGUGUCUGAACCAGCAGUGGAUACAGAGUCGGUAUCACAAGCCGUUCCCAGUGCGCCUGGAGCAGACACUACUGGCGUGGCAGGUGGGAGUGAUGGUGAUGAGAGUGGUGGGGAUGGUGUCAGUGGGGUGGAGGGUGGUGUUGAGGAGGGUGUGGGGCAGGUGCAGCUGUCGCACCCUGCGGUUGACCUGCUGCGCCGCAUGCUGGAGAAAGACCCUGGGAGGCGCAUAGACCUGCACCAGGUGCUCCUGCACCCCUGGAUUCAGCGCUCUUGA